UCAAAGCUGUCACAGGAACUGUGUCAUGUGUCGCCUUGCUUGCUUCACUUGUUUUUGCGGUUUAUGGUGCAGUCUCCAGCUUUUAAAAAUGAUUUCUGAGCUGACACUUAGCUGCUGCUUUUAUUGUGAGUGUUGGUUUAUCGUGCACCACUUUACAAACAUGUAGAGUAAUUAUGAAAAUACAGAGGCAACAUUCAAAAUGCUGAUUGAGAAUGUUGGUUAUUAAGUUCGCUUUCUUUUUCGAUUGGCUGUGUUAAUGUCACAGAAGUUUGUACAAACUUUUUCCACAAACUGCGACGUAUUUUAUUAGAACUUUAUGGAACAAACACAAAGUAAAGCAUUAAUGUGAAGACCAUCAAGUCAAAUCUUUACAGCUUUAGAGUCUUUUUGAAUAUGUCUCUAUUAACUUUGCACAUCCAUUGAACAUUUACCCAAUUCCAGAUUCACUGGAGAGCAUCUGUGAGAAUUUUAGUAGUUCAUUUUAACACUUGAAUAUCCUUCAAUCUAAGCAGUUUCAUUGGUUAUUGUAGCACUGUCUGCAAAUUUAGUCCUUGUUUUGCUAAAACCCCAGGACAUUAUGGGCGGUGAGGUUGAAGUCAAGACUAAAGUCUUUAAGGAGAAAGUCUAAUUUGAGUUGAAGUCUUAUUUUUGUGACUAAAGUGCAACUCAAGUCGGACGUCACCAUCUCUGGUUCAGGGUUCAACACAACGCUGGUUUCCUUCCCCACAAAGCAUUUUGCAUGCACACUGGAAAAGGGGCAGAAUCACUGUCUGGCUUAUGUAACUAUUAACUAUUAAUAAUUAUGGGGUUUUUUUCUUUUUUAAGUAAAAAAAAAAAACAAAGUCUGGAAUGAAUUCAUCUCUACUGGACAGUGAACAUUGCACACAUACCAGAAUAAGCACAAAACAACAUUUCUCCAAAGUAUGAUAAUUUAUUAAUAAAAAUAGAUUGAUGACUCUUAAAAAAGCAAUUUAUGAUUAAAGGACUGAACUUUUAAUUUAAAAUUACUUUUCUUAUUCUGUUAGUUUUUAACUAAAUGUUGUUCAAAGUGAACAAAAAAACCAAACAAAUGAAGCUUAAGAUACAGACAGAUUUGAUAACAAAUACAAACCCUUAGAGGCUUACAGCAUUUGCUCUGUCAGGGUUUGGGUGAAGGUUACUGUCACAUGUAGUAGCAUGGCCAAGUUUAGUUCUUUUCAAACCCCCAAAGUUCUUAAAGAAGCAGCUGAUUUGUGUAUUUUUUUCUGUGGGUUUUUUUCUGGUGCAGCAUCCAGGCUCGCACUCGGCGUUUGUGUCCGCGCUGCAGCUUCUGGCUGUCUUUAUUGUGGGAAGUUGGGAGGUCAAGCCACAGUGGGGUCUCGCUAAAUGUGGCAGCUUUGCCGUUAGGUUUGGUUGUCCACUGUGGAUGUGGGUACUAACUCAGAUGUAAAGCUAGGAAACUGUGGUCAAACACCUUUUUUUUUUUUUUUCUUUUAGCAUUUUCUUAUCUUUUAAAAUUUUUAUCUGCAUGUGAAAACAAGGCAGCUUCCUUGUUUGAGUGCUAAAAGCGUUUCCUUUUAAACUGAAAAUGGAAAAUGGUGAUGUGGAUGGCAAUGAGGCAAAGAUAUGAGUGAGCAAAACUUUCCAAAACAAAACUUUAAAAAGAAAAAAAAAAGCCCAACUGGUUUUGAUGCUUUUAAAGAUACAAAACCUCGAACAAAGAGCUCAUUGGUUGUUUUUUGAUUUAAUGGUUUGAGUCGAUUAACAAUAAAUCUCAAUUUCGAUAUUUAUCUUUCUCGAGACUUCCUCUGUGUGCUUUUAAGCUGCUGAAUCUGCAUUGUGAUCGUUUCUGGCUGAAACCUGCAGGUUCGUUCUUCUAUCACGGAAAUUUUCCAGACUGCAUGAUUUUAAUCUUUUCUGUGUCGUCAUGUUGGACGACACCAAGUUUACCUCAAAUUCCCAAGGCAAUACGCACAAAUACGGUUUAGAAGUAUUUAGGUUUAAUUUAUCCCCAGGCAGUGAAUUACUUUCUGCUGAAAGGGAUUUAUUUUUUAUAAACACUGAACCCUCUAAAGCAGAGGGAAUCAUCUAGAACCAAAGAGCACCUGUUCAACGGAAGAGCGACUUGCUGGAGAAACGAGGCUGUGAGGGCGGACUGCAGUUUCCUGUUGUGGCUUUGUCACCAGUUUGUUAAUCUGCAAACUACAUGCAAUCUUAAAGUGUGGGUGUUUAAAGCUGAAUGUCUCAUCCAGACGUAUAAUUCCCCUCUGAGCUCCUUGCCACUAAGCUGAAACUCCUGAACGACGCGAUUCGACUAAGAGCGUCUGAUCUGGAGCCCAACAACAAACCGGAAUAAAAAGAGUUUUCUUCACCAAUAUUCGUCCAGAACUUCAAGACCAGGUUCAGAUUGACUCCUCCCAGGUCUCAACAUGUCCGUCGACCCCGCGGUCGAGCUGCCCUUCUUCUACGGCAGCAUCAGUCGCUCUGACGCCGAGCAGAACCUGAAGCUGGCCGGCAUGUCGGACGGCCUCUUCCUGCUGAGACAGUGCCUCCGCAGCCUUGGAGGCUACGUCCUGUCUGUGGUCUGGAACCUGGAGUUUCACCACUACACCGUAGAGAAACAACUGAACGGGACUUACUGCAUCACCGGAGGGAAGUCUCACUGCGGCCCUGGGGAGCUCUGCGAGUUUUACAGCAAGGACCCCGACGGGCUGGUGUGUCUCCUGAAGAAGCCAUGUCUGCGUCCUCCGGACAUGCCCAUAAAGGUCGGCGUUUUUGACAAAAUGAGGGAGAACAUGCUGAGGGAGUACGUCAAGCAGACCUGGAACCUGGAGGUGAGGCACAAAAUUCAUUCAUUCUGUUUAAGACGUGCAAAUUCCUUGUUUUUAAGGACAUUUAUUUGUACUACACUGGAGUUCUUGGGACUGAGGAGUAUUUUUACUACCCUGUAG
Gambusia affinis (western mosquitofish) is the source of this 2930-nucleotide messenger RNA. Its product is annotated as tyrosine-protein kinase ZAP-70-like. The record is from RefSeq and is a predicted model, not a curated record. The transcript has 3 exons. The coding region runs from base 2409 to 2930 and encodes 173 amino acids. Lineage: Eukaryota; Metazoa; Chordata; Actinopteri; Cyprinodontiformes; Poeciliidae. Gene Ontology annotation, molecular function: non-membrane spanning protein tyrosine kinase activity.